GUACAGCGGCCCUAUUUGUCUACAAAGACUACUUACGCAUUAAAGUAAAGCAUUGUCUCGUUUUGGAUUUUCCACAUAAACAUACAAACCAAAAUUUCACCGCUAGUACAGAUAUUUAUCAAGAGAUUCCAUAAACGUCUGCUAAUGGAAUAUUAUAAAGCUGAAGAGAGGGAAGAAAAUGCUGGUAGCGGUUCUGACAUCAGGGAAUAUCAAGGUCUUUUCAAGAGAAUAGUUGCCUUGCAUAUGGCGAAGAAACGCGAACGGCGCCAGCGGUGUGCUGCCAGGAGGGCAAUGAUGAUUGACCAGUUGAAGAAGAAGGCUGACAGUUUUAUGACAAAACUGGAAAACCGACAAGCUCGGUACGCUUAUCCAGUGGGCGCGAAUGUGGGAUCACCCCAGGUGCAGUAUGUGGAAAUGCCUCCCCCAUAUGAAGCAGCAGUAAACAUCGAACCGAUGACCAAGGAGGGCUUGGCUAAGAUGGAGGCCGCUGGAAAGGCUUAGUUUUCAUCGGUUAAGUCAAAACAGCCAGCAAAAGUAGAUGUGAGAUACAACAACAGGAACUCUCGUUCCAACAUAAAAAGCUGUUAAACCAUUAUAUACGCUAAGAAUUGAGACUAAUGGACGAAAAUCAGUAGACUUCUUGGAAUUUAGCGAACUCUUUAUGGGAAGCGGAAAAUGCGAAAUAAAAUGGCUGCGCGAAACCUGGACUCAAGUCAUGUCCAGUUUCUGUGCAGCUUUUUUUCGCGUUUCUCCACGUCGCACUUCUCUAUACGUGAUUCUCCAUAUAUGAUUUGUUAAACAAGCUAAGCUAUUAAAAAUAUUAUGCGUAACAUUGUCCUCAUUUCUUGUCAAUUCUGACUCUACCGGGCAUUAAAUUCUACCGACUCUUUCCUAAGACGGUAGCUUCUUGGAUCGUUACUUAGCUCGCGUAUGUACAGAAAGCGCUGCGUUGCGUUUCUUUGACUAUGGAGGAGAGCUGUGAGAGGCUGUUGAUGAGCAUUUACUUGUGACUCUUGUGUGUAGUAGAUCCUGAAUUUGCAAUCUCUGCUGUAGCCUUGGCCUAAGGCGGAUCCAGGAUUUUUCGAGAGGGCGUAGCUGCAGAUUUAAUGGGGCAUGCAUAUCUCGCGAGAUGCGGGCUCUCGUCACUCUUGGUCAGUGGUGUAACUGUUAAGCAAUAGACUGCAAGGCUCUUGUAGAUCUCUUGUAGAUCUCUUGUAGAUCCUACGUUGGCAGCGUUUAUCGUAUGCGGUCCCUUGCAGUUUAUGGUUUCUCAUUUAUGUAACUGUUAAACGUAUUUCUAUCACCAUUUUAGCUAGAGAAACUGAAAUUACUUGUAAUAACAAUGAGGUAUCUGUCCAGAGUGUUCUCCUUUAUUUCUGCCAUAAUAGUCACAACCCUUUUCAUAAGAGGGAGUCCGGCUAGCCACCCAGUCCACCCCCCUAAAUCCACCCCUUCCAGCAUACAAACAAAUCGCGGGCUCUGUGAACGGGAUUGGCAUGCAAUCGUUGCGUGUCGACCCAAACAAACAUGAUAAAUAUGCAUCACUGGCGUUACGUUACACAACUAAGACAAGCAGCAUGGAUCCUGAAAGCUCCACAACGACAAGUUGGUUCAUUCCAGUUCUGAUCGGGUUUUUCGCAAUCUAUGUUCUAAAGCAAUUGAUUCCGCGAUCGAAGGUUGAUAUCAAAGAAAAGUUUGUUCUCAUUACGGGCUGUGACUCGGGCUUCGGUCGAGAAACCGCCAUUCGACUGGACAAGAUGGGAGUUCGUGUGUUGGCGACUUGUUUAACGAAAGAAGGAGAAGAGAGUUUAAGAUCAGUGACGAGUGACAAACUGAAAACAUUCCAGAUGGAUGUGACAAACUCGCAGCAGAUUAAAGAUGUCUACGAGGAGGUCAAACGACAAAUUCUCUGUGACUCAGGAUUGUGGGGCCUGGUAAAUAAUGCUGGAAUUCUUUACUUGCUUCCCAUUGAAUGGACGUCGAUGGACAUCUUUAAACGCACUGCAGACGUAAACCUGUGGGGAAUGAUUGAUGUCACUAAAACCUUCCUGCCCCUGCUGAAAAAGGCACAAGGACGAGUUGUGAAUUUCUCAAGUGUCGCUGGUCGACUUUCUUGUAACUUUUACGGAGCUUACGCUGCCAGUAAAUAUGGCGUGGAAGCCUUUUCGGACGCACUCCGGCGAGAGAUAUAUCCCUGGGGGAUAAAAGUGAGCCUCAUGGAACCCGGGGCAUUCCAGACUCAAAUUAGUGAACCUCGUAACACAGAGAAACAGGUGAGACAAGGCUGGGAUGACUUGAGUGAAGAACUAAAGAAAGAAUAUGGAAGGGAUUACUUGGAAAAAGGAAUCACGUUUUUCACUUCCUUUCCGUUGUCAACCCGAACAUAUCAAGUCGUUGACGCUGUUGUUGAUGCGCUGAUGUCACAGUCACCACGUGACCGCUAUCUGCUCGGUUAUGACGCGCGGUUUUUCUUUGGACCAAUCACUUGGUUGCCAACAGUGGUGGCCGACUUUAUCCUCAGAUGCUUGGUAUUUAGGCUCCCAGCACCGCUACGGAACAAGUAAUUCAACGCCUCGAUUAAGAAUAAAUCACAGAAAUCGGCCAUAAACAAAACAACAAAACAACAACAACAAAAAAACAAACAACAAAACAACAACAACAAAAAAAAGAAAAUAAAGGAAAGCGCUCAUGACAUCAUGUUCAUUGUUCAAAGUUUAAAAAGUUCUAAAUGUUUCAACAAAGAUGUCACGUGAUCAAUUCGGCCUCGCGCUGCGCGCUUGUCUGAGUUUGAAAUCGCUCGCCCCAUAACACCCUAAAUUGUUCUUCACUCGGUCCAGCUACUAUUAAUUAUCAAGUCGCGGUCAUUGUAUUCUUUUCUGGAAGCAAUAUUUUUAUCCUGCACUGUUUGAAGCUGAUAUUUAAGUCUUGGCAAUGUUCCCAGUUUGAUAAAGUAAUUUUGAGAGCUCGUAGCCCUUAAGAUUACAGUCGGCAUUGCAAGGCUUUCGCCUUUUAGGAAUAAAUUUUUUGCCAGUCA
This is a messenger RNA of Orbicella faveolata, 3034 nucleotides long. RefSeq lists its product as uncharacterized. NCBI's taxonomy places the organism in Eukaryota, Metazoa, Cnidaria, Anthozoa, Scleractinia, Merulinidae. The record is from RefSeq and is a predicted model, not a curated record.